This is a messenger RNA of Biomphalaria glabrata, 7698 nucleotides long. Its product is annotated as short transient receptor potential channel 7-like. Bases 595 to 3594 code for a protein of 999 amino acids. Gene Ontology annotation, cellular component: membrane; cation channel complex. Lineage: Eukaryota; Metazoa; Mollusca; Gastropoda; Planorbidae. The transcript is spliced from 20 exons. The record is from RefSeq and is a predicted model, not a curated record. Gene Ontology annotation, molecular function: store-operated calcium channel activity; inositol 1,4,5 trisphosphate binding; protein binding. Gene Ontology annotation, biological process: manganese ion transport; regulation of cytosolic calcium ion concentration; calcium ion transmembrane transport.
CCCCGGCCAACCCUCCCGCGGCAUUGACAAACUUUUGUCAAACUGUGGUUGCCUUGAUGGAGCUGGCGGCGCGAAAACCUUAAAGAACUCUUGGCAUAGAGCUCACUGUCACAGAGUGGACCCAACAGAGGGCUAACUAGACUUUAGGCAGUGUGGACCCAACAGAGGGCUAACUAGACUUAAGACCCUCAGUUGUCUGUUUGAUAUUUCUGUAUGGGAAGAUUACUUCGUUGACCUAGCUCUUACUUUGACCUAAUGUGUUGCUUAUAUUACUGGAGCUAUACUAUUAAAUAUUACCUGAUAUAUAUGUAGUAAAUGUAGAGUUUAUAUACAUAUACAGUAUGUUUUGGAUCUAUGUAUAAGAGACAUUCUCAAGCAUGUAUACUAAACAGUUGGAGAUUGUACACUGAAUCUAAGUGAGUUAGAAAUUCAGUUAUUUUUGUUCGCUACUGUCUUAUGUACUGGAGUAGAAGAGAGGAAAUUUGUUUCUGGACUUAAGUCAAACAUUUAGUGGAAUAUUUAGAAGGCUAGUUAAAGUGCCAUAGAGAUACGUCAUUAGUGGUCACGUGAGUGACAAUCAACCAAUCAGCGACCAUGUACGAAAUGAUGCGGGCUUACUUCCAGGACAAAAAACGGAAUCGAAUCCUCCACGACCGCCUCCAAGCUGGCUUAACGGAGGAUGAGCGGGUCUUCUUGGAGGCGGCGGAAAUAGGGAACUUGGACGUGAUUAAAGUUCUUUUGGAAAAUGACAAGGUCAAGGUGGACUGCUGUGACCAGCAAGGUCGAACGGCGCUGGAGAUGGCGGUCACCGGAAAUGACGUAGAAAUCGUUUGCUACUUGUUGGAAAGAUCGUCUGCUAGACACAUACAUAAAGCCUUACUGGCUGCUGCCGACAACGACAUGGAAAGGAUCUGCGAGCUCAUCCUCGACCACCCCCACUACAGGGACAGCGUGAGGCGGGAGACGGAGCGGAGGGCGGCCGAGAUGGCCGGAGAAGAGGGCGUGGCCUUCUUGGAGGACGUCAACACGGACUCCCGCUUCUCUCAUGCCAACCUGAGCAAGCUGUUGCUAGAGGUGUUACUCAGGGCAGCCAAGCGGAACAACUUCCAGAUCGUCAAGAAGAUCAUGAUGUGUGGCGUUUUCUUGGAGGAGCCCCACGACUACUUCUGUGCCUGUGCGGACUGUACCCUGGAGAGAAGGGAAGACUUUAAGGUAUUCACCACUAGACGACUGGACACUUACUCGGCACUGGCCAGUCCAGCUUACAUUUCACUGACUGCUGAAGACCCCAUCAUGUUUGCAUUCUACCUGAGCAGAAAGUUCCGACGUCUGUCCGAAAUCGAAGGAGAGUACAAGCAAACUUAUCUGGAAUUAGACCAACAGGUGCAGAACUUUACACUAGCCAUGUUGGACCAAUGUCAAAGUUCAGACGAGGUCAAAACUGUCCUCAGUGGCAAGUGCCGACCCAUGGACAAUAAUUAUGACGACUCGGGAGGUGGGACUACUUCCACGGAAGAAACUGGAGAUGAGCGAGGGACUAUUUUACCUUUGGUCUACACUGCGGUGCGGAUGGAGCAGAAAAAGUUUGUGGCCCACCCUCAGUGCCAGGCCCAGAUUGGAGAGAUGUGGUACAGCGGCGUCCCCUUCCUGAGAUACCUGAACAGGUUCGCCUACCUAAUGCUAGCCAUACCCAUCGGCAUCGUCGUGUGUCCAGCCAUGUCGUUCAUCUAUUUAGUCUCACCAUGGGCGAAGGUAGCCCGCAUUGUGAAUACGCCCUUGAUGAAGUUCCUGUCCUACACCUGUUCCUACCUGACGUUCCUGCUCCUGAUAAUCUCGGCCAAACUGUACCUGCGCCAUCACAUGGACACCUUCACGUGUGAAAAGCCGGAUACUGUGGCCUAUGUAGUGGUCACUCUUGUCUUCUUAUGGAUCAUGGGUCUUAUUUUUGAAGAGUGCAAACAGAUUUAUUCCUCUGGCGCCAAAGAUUAUUUUGCCUCGUUCUGGAAUAUGAUGGACAGUAUAAUGUUGAGUUUACUCCUGGCAUCUUUUGUCCUGGAGUUGAUCACCCCGAUGCGGCUUUACAAGCUUGAGUGGCAAGACAAUGAGCCUGUCACCACCACAGUUUCUCUCUUACUCCAGCAGACUCACCGCUAUCGAGACACCAAUGCAAGCACACUGGCAUUUUUCUUUCAUGCGCCAUCCCCAUCUCCGCAAUUGGCCAGUGUGGAGUCACCCAUUUGUCACCAGGCAAAAAGAUCAGCAGCCAUGAACAACUUCUGCCAAGACUUUAAUGGACGAGUUCAGGUAAUUUGGGAUCCUGUGUGGGUUCCUGAUCCCGAACUUCUCUCAGAUGUCUUGUUUAGCCUUGGCAUGAUCUUCAGUGUCAGCCGAUUCUCAUUUAUCAUGCCAGCUAAUGAAGCUCUGGGAACAAUGCUUGUCUCAUUCAGACGAACUUUAGUGGAUAUUGCUAAAAUCAUGGGCAUGUUUAUCCUUGUUCUGAUGGCCUUCACUUGCGGCAUGGCAGCCUUAUACUCACCUAGUAGAUGCCAGAAUGACUUCUUUAGUAGCUUCACUGAUACAUUGUCCACUUUAACAUGGAGUGUGUUUGGCCUGGGAAACAUUGAUGCCCCUAGAAUGAAGGACGACUCUGCAGAACACGAGCAUCCUGUCUCUACAUUGACAAACAAUCCACAGAGGUCUCAUAGUACUGCCACAGUGGGCAUCUACUUAUAUGGUCUCUUCAUUUUCUGUACAAAUGUGGUGCUUCUGAAUCUUCUGAUUGCUGUCAUGUCUAACACAUUCCAGGAAGUUCAGGAUGAAAGAGAUAUUGAAUGGAAGUUUGCCCGCACGGAGCUGUGGUUGACAUUUGUUGAGCCCGGAAACCCCGUGCCCCCGCCUUUCAACAUCAUCCCAAGCCCACGGUUUAUCUGGAAGUGCAUCAUGUGGAUGCUGAGGAGGUCAAAGUUCAGGCACCUCUUAUCACACGAGGGCAAGAAAGUUCGCUAUGUCACCGUCCAGACGGGCAGUAACUUAGAGCUGCAAGACAUGAGUGAGGAUAAAAGUGAGUCUUCCAUCGAUGGUCGGCACACUCGCAACGAUGUGAUGUGCUUAUUAGUCCGUCGUUACGUCCGGCAUGUUGAACGGAUGAAAAUUGAAGGAGAAGAUGGAGAAAAAACUUCCAGUGAAGAAAUGUUAAAGAGAUUAGUCGAAAGGAUGGGUGUCAAGAUAGAUAAACGUCUUGAUGAGAUUCAGUUCAAAGUCAGCCGUCUGGAGAGAGAGGUGGAUAAUGUGAAGAGUGAUGGAACUAAAUCUCAAGCCUUGCAAAGAGAGCACCUUGACCGAUUUGUGGAGUUCUCUGGGAGAAAGACAACAGAGGGAGAUAAAUAUGCUCAUUUAUUAGAUGAAGCCAAACUACAGAUACUGUCCAGGAUGGACUCAGAACGUAUUCAAAUGGAAAGAGUGCUGGAACACAGAGUUGGUACUUUGGUGAGGAAACUGGAUGAGAGCACACGUCUGCUAUCCCAACAAGUGGACAAACUACAAGGUUUGAAAGGUCAAGGGUCAGCACCUGCAUCACCUUCUAGAUCAAAAUAGAUGUAAACAAAUCAUUGUAUCUAAAAUGUAUUGGCCGUAUGUGUUGAAAUGAUGUGGUGAUUAAGUGAGUAAAUGUCUAAUGGUUUAAAUCCUAGCAAAGAUUGGAGUUUUAAAACAGCCAUUUGAGCACACAGUCACCUUUAUCUAGCUCUAUAUGAAACUUGAAAUGCUUAAGGGAGAAUGAUCAAAGUACGUAUCACACUUCAUUCACAUACUGAUGUUGGAAGAAUUGAUGAAUUAUUUGCAUUCCCUACACUCUUUAUAUGACAAAUAUCUGUGUCAUUGUGAUGUUUUUACUUUUUGUUUUUAAACAAUGAUUAUAAGUCCAGUGUCGGAAAUGCAAGAAAUUUUUUGAUUAAAGCUUUUGGUUUAAGUGACUAUAUUGUGCAUGUAGUGUAAAUCACUCACGAUGUCAAAGUAAUUUUGUUUCUUUAUAAAGAAAAUAGGUUGUUACAUGAACCAGUUAUCUCUCUCUCAUAUCAUUGUCUUCGAUGGACCUUCAUUCAAAACGCGACAUUCAUAAAGAAUAGCCAUAGCAACCUACCACUUUCCUUUUAUUUUUAAAGACCAUUCAGUAACUUGUGUGAUUUUAAAUUUAAAGAAUCAAAAAUAAAUUAAGCAAUUUACUAGGACUUAUAAGGUUGUUGAGUUGGUAAUUAGUUAGAGCAUUUGAGUAACACCAUUAGUUAAAUUACUAAACUUAGAGACCCCUCAACUCAAGAAAACAUUAAGAGACUGGAACAGGCACAAAAUAGAGCAGUGAGAUUUAUAACAAACGAAUAUUCACAUUUGACUAGAGUAACACCUUUAGUAAAAUAACUAAAUUUAGAAAGCCUUAAGGAGAGAAGACUCAAAACCAAUUAUACAUAAAACACUGAACCAUAAUCUUCAAAUACAAAAACAGAAUUUAAUAAAAUACUCUGGAAGACACAAAGAUAAAGGCACAUUCCUCGUCCCAUAUGCUAGGACAAAUUUGUACAAAUACUCCUUCUUCCCUAGAGCUAUUAGAGCAAGGAGUGAGUUGCCUGAGCUAGCCAAGAAAACCAGUAACUUGGCAGAAUUUAAGUCAUUGGUUAAUAUGCAUGACUAGAUAUUUGACAUGUUGGAUGUAAACAUCUUUUUUUGAAGUUAUGUCUGUAUUAUAUAAGAUAAGAUAAGAUGAUAGAGAGAUGUCAGGAUAGAAGAAUAAAAAGUAAAGUAGCUAUAAUACACAAAACAUUGAACCAUAAUUUACAACUAGAAAAACUAAACCUAAUGAAAUACUCAGAAAGAUGCAAAGAUAGAGGCACAUUUCUUAUUCAAAACGCUAGAACUAAUUUGAACAAGUACUCCUUCUUCCCUAGUGUCAUUAGAGAAUGGAAUGGGUUACCUGAAUCAGCCAGGAAAACCAAUAACUUAGCAGAUUUUAAGUCAUUGACUAGAUUGACACAUGAAAUGCGUAAGAUGACACACGAAAUGUAUAAGAUGUAAUUAUCUUCUUUUUUGAAGUAACAUCUGUAAUAUAUAAGGUAAAAUAAUGCAAGCAGUUAAACUUAACACUUCAUGGAUUAGCCAAUGACAGAUUACAAUUCUGUUGUGAUGUUGUGAUUAAAGCACUGUUGAUCUUAUUGUCAAUUCUUUUUAUGGAAAAAAUUUAGCCAAGUUUGUUUUAUUUUAUUAUAAAUUCUUUACUCCGAGUCGACUUCUGAAAAAUUGAUUUCAAAAGAAAAAUUGUUAUUGACUUGAUUGAAUUAUAAUGUAAAAGUAGGUUUUAUUUCACUGAUGAUGAGUUAAUGUGGAUUGGAGGCCAACUACAAGACAGGAAAUUACAUUUCAAUAUUUAAAUCAGAAGUAAAACUGUAUAGUAUUAUGUAUAUAUUAGUGUAUUUGUAAAUGAUGUAUUUAGACUGAUAUUCUGUGUUUGUGAUGAUGUAAGAAGGCUGAUGUUCUGUACUUGUGAAGAUGUAUUCACAGUGGUGUUCUGUACUUGUGAUGAUGUAGUCAGACUGAUGUUCUGUAUUUGUGAUGAUGUAUGAUGGCUGAUUUUCUGUACUUGUGAAGAUGUAUUCACUGUGGUGUUCUGUACUUGUGAUAAUGUAGUCAGACAGAUGUUCUGUAUUUUUUAUGAUGUAUGAAGACAGAUGUUUUGUAUUUGUGAUGAUUAAGGUAGACAAUUGUUUUCAAAUUGUACCAAUGUAUCCAGACUGCUGUUCUAUUUUUGUCCAUAAAUUUAAAGCCAUGCUCUAACAUAAUCUCAGUUAUCCUUUUCUUAAUUAUUCAUAUUUGUUUCGUACAAGUAUGAAUCAGUUUGUUAUUAAAAUUUGAGAGUAUUAGUUUAAUUUUUUUUUGGUAUAGUCUGUGUAUGUUGUAUGACAAGGCUCUAUUUGUAGAUUCUGUUAUAGUUUUUAUAUGUGGAUAUUUCUAUCAAUUGGUGUACUAGUGUCUUUUAAUUUAAUUUACAGUUUUGUUACAGUACUUCCUAACUUAGGAAGAAAGUCAUCAGUUACCUGUUGUAAUUAGCAUAGAAAAUGAUAAUAAAAAGUAAAUACAUAUUUACUUUUAUCAUCUUAGAUAUGCGUACCACAACAGGUAAACUUUGUCAUGAAUAAACAUAUAUUUUUGUUCUAUGUCUCUUAUAACAAAAUGGAUGUCUUUUUGUAUCACUAACUUAUACUUUUAAACAAAGUCUAUUUGAGAAUGUAUUUUUAUCCAUAUGACUGUGUUAACGCAACACACGAUUUAGUGUUAAAAAGAUCAUUUUGAUCGUGAACAAGAAUGGAUGCAGAGUUCACAAAGAAAAUUUGAAGUCAAAAUGCCUACGUCAGAGUACCUACGUCAAAGUACCUAUGUCAAAGUAUCUACGUCAGAGUACCUACGUCAAAGUACCUACGUCAGAGUACCUACGUCAAAGUAUCUACGUCAGAGUACCUACGUCAAAGUACCUACGUCAGAGUACCUACGUCAAAGUAUCUACGUCAGAGUACCUACGUCAAAGUACCUACGUCAGAGUACCUACGUCAAAGUAUCUAUGUCAGAGUACCUAUGGCAGAGUACCUAAAUGAAAGUACCUAUGGCAGAGUACCUACAGCAUUCACCAAGUUUAUAAGUUUUACAAUAUUGAUACAUUACCUUUAAAGUUGACUAUAACGCCACAGACUGAAAGUGGGUAUUAGCUUUUGUUUACAGAAAGACCUUUGAUCUCAGCAUCCACAUUUUAUAUUUUUAUUAUAAAUACUCAAUUACUUAUGAUGCAAUUGUUUUACACAGUCCUUCACCUGUAUCACUCUAAAGCAAGCCUGGGGUCAAAGGUUCUCGUAAGUGAAACCAUCUCAUUUAAGAGUAUAUCAGAAUUUCUUUUUUUUCAGUAUACUUUAAAUUAAGUUUCAUUAUAUUGAAUUAUAAACUUUGUUCAGCCUGAUGAGCUUGGAGCAUAUUAGCAAGUCUUCUCCCCCCCCCCCAAAGAAAUGUUAAUAUUGUCAUGUGGUAGUGCUCUGGACUAUAAUUUCAAUGGUCUCAGGCUCAAAGCUUACCCUCCAUCAUCCCCACUGGAGGUUUUGGCUUCUAUGGAAUAAUUAAUUCUAAAGAAAUUUUUAGUAAAACAAAACAAAUAUUGAACGUAAAAUUUUGUGAUGCGACAUUUAUUUUUAUGUUAAAAAUGUGAUUUUAUAUCUUUAAAUAUAUUUAUUUUUUCAUCUUUAACAUAAUGCCUCACUCAGCCUCUCUAGUUGUACUUGAAGCCCCAAUGUCAAACCUCUCUCAUGAUACCAACUUUUACUUCAUCCAGAUCCAGUAUUAUUGCAUUUUUUUUAUGAGCUUGUUAAGUCUCCAUUGUCAGUUCAUGAAUAUUCAGUGUUGAAUUAACUUGCACGACACAAUUGGCAGCAUCUAGAACUAGGUCACUUAAACCAUCAGAUUUUAUGCUCAUUCAAAAUAACACACCAAAAAAAAAAAUGUACUACUGACCAAACGGAUCAUUUUAUAUCUUUUUGUACAUUUUCUUAAGAAGCAAUUGAUGUCAACUGAAAAUGUUGGUAUUAAUGUUAACAUUUGAAGCACUGUUUUAUCCAUUGCCAGUUGUGAUGACAAUUAUAUAUAUUUCAGAAAUAAACACACAAUUAUUGAUUA